CGUGAAGGUGGUUUAUCGCUGGUCGUUGUGUCCCUUGUGGCCGCAAUAGUCUUUCUCGUCGUCGUCUUCGUAGUAGGGGUGUUGGUGUUGUCCACACUUGUUUUGUUUCUUGCCGUUGUGCUUGUGUCCAGGCGUCAAUAGUCAACCCCGACAUGGGUGUGGCGAAAGGUGCCGCCUUUCGUUACUGUUUGUCCGUUGUUGCAGGUAGCAAGUGUGCGAUGGAUCGCAGGGGUUGAAUGGAUGAUGUCGUCGGUGGAUUCGACAACGGUGAUAACAUGCACGAUGGACAUCUGAAUGCACGACCCCAUCAAGGUCAUCAUGCAUAAAGCAUGCAAUCAUUCGCCGCCAUGCGUUCGUCCUCAUUGGCCAUGCAACAUCCGUACCACCCUGCACGCAGUGCUUCUCCGCCGACGCCCUUCGGUGGAGGGUGUGUUGGGCAAUCCCCGGAGAGCAUGCACGCGGGUGUUCCACGUGGUGGUCCACAUUCGCGGGACAUGCGGGCGGACGACGUUUUCGUCUUUCGUGAUCAUCUUGUGUCCGUCCAGCAACAAUAUGAUUUGUAUGGAUCACGGGCAUGCGUAGAAAGCACGAACGUGGCUGCCGACUUUGGCAUGCCGUCAGCGCCCACACAGAGCAUGGUCGUGGGUGGCAGGCAUUGGUCUCCCCAAUGCUCCCAGGGCGCUGGGAGGUUGUUCGGCGCGCGGUGUUCUCCAUCUCCACCGGAGGGCGUUGACACAGAUGCCCCUUGGAACCAGCCGAACGCAAGGUCUGUGUUCCCCGAGACUCGCGCGGAGGCAGUGUACGAUAAAGGCAUGAGCGGCUCGGAAGUGGGCGAUGAAGAUGGUCAAGCAGAGCAAGGAACCGUCAUUCCCAUGGUCGCAAGUUCGACGGGUAGGCAAGGUGAUGUUAACGGUCAGGGCUUGGGUGGUGGAGCGGUCGGCGGACGACCUGCGAGUGGUCGCCCGCCAGCUCAGAAGAAGCCAAACGUCCCAUGGACGUUGGAUGAGCGCGUGAAGCUUGCGAUUUUUAUGGGUGAGGAUGAUGCCCUCAUGGCGGAUGCUAACGGCCAGCACCGAUUCAAGCAAAGGAAAGACCGAUAUGUUUGGGUGAAUGAUAGGAUGGCGGAUGCAGGCUUCAAGCACAGGAGCGGUGAAGACUGCCGCAAGAAGUGGUCGAACAUGCUAGCGACGACCAAGCUCAUCAUCGAGAAGUGUGAAGCGUCUGGACAGUCGUCGUAUUGGGAUAUGUCUACGGAGGAACGAAAGAAAAAGAAUGCUCGUAUGCGGGCACAUGCCAUCGACGACGACGACUAUGAUGAUGGGGAUUGUCAUCGUCGCGGUGAUCAUGACAACGAUAAUGAUGAUGACGAUGACGAUGACGAUGACGACGACGAUGACGAUGAUGACGACGAUGAUGAUGAUGAUGAUGAUGAUGAUGAUGAUGAUGAUGAUGAUGAUGAUGAUUAUGAUGAUGAUGAUGAUAAUGAUGAUGAUGAUGAUGACGAUGAUGAUGACGAUAGUGAUGAUGAUGAUGAUGAUGAUGAUGAUGAUGAUGAUGAUGAUGAUGGUGAUGAUGAUGAUGACGAUGUUGAUUACGAUGAUGACGUUGACGAUGACGAUGAAUCAAUCCUUCCACGGGAGGAAGUGAGGAUUGGUCAUCCGAAAGUGUUGAGGUUGAAUGAUGGGGCAACGACCCACGAUGCUUGCCAAUACGCAUUGGAGAUGUAUCGUGUUCUACAGGCAAAGGGUGAGUUGCGGCUCAACGAUUUCGUAUAUGACAACUUUGACUACGGACAACUGUGGGUGUUGGGUGACCAGCAACGCAGGGGGGGGACGCCAGUCAGCCAGGAAGAUGCAAGAAUGGAUCCUAGAUGGGGUUGGGUGCCAUCUGCAAUCCCAUUUGGAUAUGGUCGUGUUAAAAUGCAAGUGCGUGAUAUCAUGGGCAAUGUCUGGAGCGCGCAUUACGUGAACGGCAUGUUUUCAUUCCUUCAUUUCGACAGAGAAGCGACUGCAGACGAAAAGGAGGCGAUGACAUGCCGGCCACGCGAUGCACGCAUCUUCGACCCGCCACUUGGCAAUCCUGCCGAGUUGGCCCUGGCUGAAGGAACGGUGUUUGGUGUUGAGAAGAGCAUCACAUAUGUCCACGUAAGGGGGAAAGAAGCCACAUUUGAUGACAUCUGUAUGGACGCGAUGUGGUCGAUCGUGGAAGACUCGUGCACCGAGCAAGCACGACCCUCGACGGAUGACAUGUUUCUGGAGGGCAUUCGACGCAGUCACGGGUGCACAUCACUUCUUGGGUGGGUCCCUGUCGCCUGUCCCAUGACUUAUGAGCAUGGUGAACAAAUGUGCAUGAGAUUCAGAGACCCUUUGGGUGUCCCUUUCCAGCUCACGUACAUAGAUGGACUGUUGCGGCACAUUCAAUACGUGGGUGAUGACGACGCUCUUGCUGCAUCAAAUGCACAACCAACAACACAACAACAACAGGACAUUUCACAUUUGCCAACUCAGGUCGACGGCCCGGAAACAGCAAAUGAUGGGGGAUGUUCUAAUGCAGAAGCCGACGAUGGUGUCACCCCUGCGGAGCACGUGACAGGGAGGGCAGGGAGGAAGAAGAAGCAGUGCACAUCUAGGCCGCCUCGUGGACUCGGGAGUUCCACAAAAGCAAAAGCAGCCGCUGCCUCGGUUCCAAAGCGCAGGCGCCGCGCAGGGAUGGCAGCAUUGGCAGAAAUUCGGCAACUCCAACGAUCUACUCACUUGUGCAUCGCUUUAAGGCCGUUCAUGAGGGUCGUGCGUGAGGUCGUUGAGAAAGAAAUCGCACCAGGGCAAUCUAUUAGGUUUCAGAUGAACCCCAUACGUGCGUUACUGGAAGCGGCGGAAACAUAUCUCAUCAACCAUUUCGAGAGAACAAACAUCAUUGCUAUCCACUACAAGAGGGUGACGAUCCAGCUGAAGGACCUGAGGCUGGUUGACAACUUGGCCAAGGCUCGCUGGGAAUACAAAUAUGAAGGCAUUAUCGACGAGCAGAAGAGAGCAGAAAAGCUACGGCAGAUGAAUGCUGCAAGGCAGGUCGAGAGAGAAACGCAAGCGGGGAAGGGGGUGUCUCAGAAGACAGCAGCAGCACGCAAAGGCGGUGACACUCCAGCGGGGUCGUCGAAGAGGAAAGGAGCGCCGCUCAAUGCAGCAAAGAAAAGCAUGAAAUAAGAACACAGUGAAGACUGCACUGAGACCAGUUCGCACACACACAAAUAUAAUGUGUACGAGUGUGUAGGUGCGGUGUUGACUGUAU
Molecule: messenger RNA, 3285 nt
Organism: Chara braunii
Lineage: Eukaryota; Viridiplantae; Streptophyta; Charophyceae; Charales; Characeae
Source: the annotation of a GenBank genome assembly